GCCACACCACGCUGUGAGUGACUCGGUCGCAUCUUCCCUUUUCCCAUUCUCCAUCCACCCACCGGCGGCGGCGCAAGGGAAGCGAAGAGGAAGCGACGAUAUGUCGGCGACCACGGCGGCCGUGCCCUUCUGGCGGGCAGCGGGGAUGACCUACAUAGGAUACUCCAACAUCUGCGCUGCGCUGGUCCGGAACUGCCUCAAGGAGCCCUUCAAGUCCGAGGCCGCGUCCCGCGAGAAGGUCCAUUUCUCCAUCUCCAAGUGGGCGGACGGCAAGCAAGAGAAGCCCACUGUCCGCACAGAAGAUGAAUAAAGAUCUGGCGCCAUGGUGACAUAGUCCUUGCUACAGAUGAUUUGAAGUGUUGUUGCAAGUUUCUGGAAGUUGCUAUUUAGCUGGCUUGAUUUUAUAGUCAAUGGUGAAGAAUAAAUACUUUCGCGACAAUUGUCUUUUUGCAAUGACGUGUUAUUUUCGUUGCUAAUUGCACUUGCCCUACCCAAAUCAAUCAUGUGAACAGCAUGGAAUGCUUCAGUUUUGUGCAAUUUGGUACCGACUAAAUUUAUUGUGGUGUCCGACAGAUUAUGCUGGGUCUUUAAAAAUAAAGGAUCAGUGAAUGUA
This is a messenger RNA of Sorghum bicolor (sorghum), 613 nucleotides long. Its product is annotated as ATP synthase subunit epsilon, mitochondrial. Gene Ontology annotation, cellular component: mitochondrial inner membrane. The coding region runs from base 101 to 310 and encodes 69 amino acids. Lineage: Eukaryota; Viridiplantae; Streptophyta; Magnoliopsida; Poales; Poaceae. Gene Ontology annotation, biological process: proton motive force-driven mitochondrial ATP synthesis. The record is from RefSeq and is a predicted model, not a curated record. Gene Ontology annotation, molecular function: proton-transporting ATP synthase activity, rotational mechanism. The transcript is spliced from 2 exons.